UAGUAAAAUUCGGCAAACCUUUUAAAUAAGGUGAGAAUAUGAGAAUAUUGUUAUAACCGCCUAAGAAAGGAUUAAUAAAGUGCGCGCUACACUAAAUUUACAAUGAAUUUCGGUGGCACAUUAAGAGUUAACAAAUUCGCAUGUUUCACAGUAGGUUUUAUUUUAUUCCUUAUAAUUUAUUAGCGUUCAGGAGGUGCUGGUUAUCCCUCUGAUAAAAAUGACUUAAUAAAUAUUAAAUCACUUUUAAAAGCCGCAAUACAUGCAGCUGAGAGAGGUGGAAAGAAAGUUAUUGAGGGUAAAAACCAUGAAUUGAAUAUUAAAAGUAAAGGCAAAACGGUGGAGGGAGCGAACGAUCCGGUUACCGAUGCUGAUUACGCUUCACAUUGUGCUAUGUACUAUGGUCUCAAAAACACAUUUCCUAAGUUAAAUAUAAUAUCCGAAGAACACGGGAAAGAUUCGAGUUGUCAAAAUCAAGAUGUAAUUGAUAUUGAAACAACUCCCACAGAUCACAGAACAAUAGAUCACAUGAACGAUGAACAUGUAUUUGUGAAGGAUGUUACGGUUUGGAUUGAUCCUCUGGACGCGACACAAGAAUAUACAGAGGGUUUAUAUCAAUAUGUAACAACAAUGGUGUGUGUGGCAAUCAAUGGGGUGCCAAUUGUUGGUGUCAUACAUUACCCAUUCCCAACACGCACAUACUGGGGUUGGUUUACUAAGAAGACAUCCAGCAAUAUUCCAAACAUUCAACAUAAAGAAGAAAAUAAAGAACAACCAAGAGUUGUAAUAUCAAGGUCUCAUCCUGGUAAAGUUGCCGAUAUUGCAAAAGAAUCAUUUGGACCUAAAACUGUUGUAACACAAGCUGCAGGAGCUGGUGACAAAGUGAUGGGUGUGGUAAAUGGUAACUUUGAUGUUUAUCUCCAUGCAACUGCCAUCAAAAAGUGGGAUUUGUGCGCAGGUAAUGCAAUCAUUAAGGCUGUUGAUGGUAAAAUGACGACAAUCAAAGGUGCAGAGAUUGAUUACUCUCCCAACAGUGGUGUUAAAGUAACGGAUGGUAUUUUAGUAACUAGAUAUGAUCAUGAUUAUUACUUGAGUAAAUUGCCGAAAUCUCUGAGUGGUACAACAUAAUUACUUAAAUAGUUAU
This is a messenger RNA of Nymphalis io (European peacock), 1141 nucleotides long. Its product is annotated as putative inositol monophosphatase 3. Gene Ontology annotation, cellular component: endomembrane system. The transcript has a single exon. The record is from RefSeq and is a predicted model, not a curated record. Gene Ontology annotation, molecular function: 3'-nucleotidase activity. NCBI's taxonomy places the organism in Eukaryota, Metazoa, Arthropoda, Insecta, Lepidoptera, Nymphalidae. The coding region runs from base 391 to 1125 and encodes 244 amino acids.